UACCUCUACACGUGCAUAUCGUUUUAAAUUAUUUACUUUUGUCUUUGCUUUAUUCGAAGCCCAUUUAUUUAUAAAAUUGGUGAAGGCAAUCUACAGUUUGUCGGGCAUGGAAAACAAAGAGCAAAAAGCAACAAACGAUGCGGAUGCCGAAAUCGAUGUCAUUCAAAGUUCUGAUUCAGAAUCUAAUGAUGACAUGGAUGAGGAUGACAUGGGGGAUAGCGAAGGGGAACCAACAACCUGUUUAUUUUGCUCAACAAUUUUUCCCGCCAUUGAGCAAGCUAUUGAACAUUUGGACCAGGAACACAAGCUAAAUUUACAGAGCCUGCAGCAGAAAUUUCAAAUGGACCAGUAUAGCUUUCUCAAGCUUAUUAAUUACAUACGCAGUGAAAGGAUAAACGUCGAUGAAUUGCUAGCAACAGAGCGGAUUCUAUGGAGCGAUGAGAAAUACUUGAAGCCGCUCGAGUACGAACCUUGGCUGUGCUUCGAUUAUGAGACGCUCAAGACUGAUGUUGAGGGCCAACAGCAGCAACCGCCGACUGUUCCAGAGCUAUUGCAACAAUUGGAGGAGCAAGCAAAGCUGCUGCAACAAGCCCAUGAAGACAUGCAGCGUAUGCGUGAGGAUUACAGGACGCUCUUGGAAAAGGUGCAUAGUAACGAUAUGGGUGCAAAGGCAAAAACAAAGCCAGUGCAAGAGCAACCGAAACCUAUUGCCAAUGGUGUUGUUCGCAACAAGGAUACAUGGGACAAUGAAUAUUUUAACAGCUAUGCACAUUUUGGCAUUCAUCACGAAAUGCUCAGCGACCAGAUUCGGACCAGCAGCUAUCGCAAUGCUUUGCAACAAAAUAGGGAUUUUGUAAAGGGAAAGACAGUUCUAGAUGUCGGUUGUGGUACCGGCAUUCUCUCCAUAUUUGCAUCACAAGCUGGUGCUGCGCGCGUUGUGGGUAUAGAUAACUCGGAAAUCGUUUACACUGCCAUGGAUAUAGUGAGAAAGAAUAAAGUGCAAAACAUUGAGUUGCUUAAAGGGCGUCUAGAAGACACGGAGCUCCCCGAACCUAAAUAUGACAUAAUUAUAUCCGAAUGGAUGGGAUAUUUUUUGCUGUUUGAAGGAAUGCUGGAUAGCAUUAUUUAUGCACGUGAAACGCAUCUCAAACCCGAGGGUAUUAUUUUACCUAAUCGAUGUACGCUGAACAUUUUGGGCUACGGCAAUGAUCAACUCUAUGCGCAGCAAAUUGAUUUUUGGACCGAUGUCUAUGGCGUGGACAUGACGGAUUUGCGUAAGCGUUCGAUUGAAGAGCCCCUUAUUGAUAUUGUUGAACCAGAAUACAUGCUUACGGAACCGGAGGAAAUAGCAAAUUUUAAUAUGAUGACUGUCGAUAUGAAUUAUUCCAAUUUCACACACGAAUUUCAUUUAAAAUGUACACAGACAGGCAAACUUUCUGCAUUGGUAGGAUAUUUCGAUACAUUGUUCGAGUUGCCUGAACGUGUGGUAUUUGGUACAUCGCCCACGGACUUACCCACACAUUGGAAACAAACCGUGUUCUUCAUAGAUGAGCCGCAGUUUGUGCAAAGGGGUGAGAUUAUCAGUGGUAAGAUAACUUCGCGACGUCAUCAUGGAGACGUUCGAGCACUACACAUAGGAAUUACUAUUUUUGGCAAGAGCUUCAAAUACACCGUGGCCUAGAAGGUCAAACAUUUGUUGACAAAUGUAAACAAAGAAUUGUAAAUUAUAAAAACUUUGAAUAAAUUAAAAAACAAUGGAUUUAUAUA
Molecule: messenger RNA, 1767 nt
Organism: Scaptodrosophila lebanonensis
Lineage: Eukaryota; Metazoa; Arthropoda; Insecta; Diptera; Drosophilidae
Gene: Art3
Product: protein arginine N-methyltransferase 1
Exons: 3
Coding region: 107-1681 (524 amino acids)
Biological process (GO): peptidyl-arginine methylation
Cellular component (GO): nucleus
Molecular function (GO): protein-arginine N-methyltransferase activity
Source: RefSeq, a predicted model, not a curated record